GUAAAUUUAUGUAUUUCCUAUCACCUCAAAUAAAGAAAUGUCACUCUUUGUCGAUAUAUUGGGGAUUUCUAAAAUAUAACUUUGAGACUUUUAGACUAUGGUAAAAUUUUGGAGUUCUUCAGAAAAGGAGGAGCGGUUUUGGGGGAAGCCCUCGAAAAAGAAACAAAAACCAAAAUAUGAUCUUCAUAAACUCGUCUUUUCCAAGGGGACAAGUUUUCAAUGGUUAAAAAAUGAUAACUGCAUCUAAAGAAUAUAUCAAUGCCUUCAUUUAUUCCCACUUUUAUGACCCCAAUGCUUGAACUAAGCCCUAAAUCAUUGAAUAUAUUGGAGUUGGGCCUGCAUUUGUUUGAUGGUCUAUUCCGUAUUCGAUGGUGAGACUGAGAGAUUGCCCAUAGGCCCCAUGGAUGCUGAAUUGGACUGUGUGUUGAACCAGCUGGUUGAACCAUGUCAGAUAAAAUCCUAAGCCCUCUCUCAGAGAGUGGGAUCAUUCCCCGCAAGAUACCAAAUCAGAAUGUCGUCCACCGAUUGAUGCAGCGGGAAACGCAGACUUGUCGCCCUGGGACUCAAUUCCAUACUGCACGGAAAUUCUACACUAACAUUUUUCCAAAUUUUACGGUCGUGAAUGUUGAAAAGCCUCCGUGUUUUCUUAGGAAAUUUUCACCAGAUGGACGUUACUUCAUUGCAUUUUCGGCUGAUCAGACUUCCAUUGAAAUCUACGAGUUUCAAGGACCAGCGGCAGCAGAAGAUCUUCUCCAGGGUGUCAAGGGGGAGUUCAUCGGUGUCGGUAAUGAUGACGAGUCCACGAAUAUCCGUAGCAAACUAUUUGAUAGGUUUUUUAAACUGAGACAUAUCACCAGUGUAGCAUCUGGCGGCGAGCACCUCAAUCGGGAAUGUAGUUUAUUCACCGAUGACGGUUCUUACGUGAUUGUUGGGUCGGCCGUCUACAUCCCUGAAGAUCCUCACCCGUACUUCUUCGAUGUUUACAGAAAUAAUGAGUCUGUGUCUCCAAAUCUUCGCUCUCCAUUAGAGGAUUACUCACUACAUCUGAUUGAACUCGAAACCGGCAGACUUUGUGACUCAAGACAGUUCAAAUGUGAUAAGAUAUUCUUAUCACACAAUCAAGGCCUGUAUUUGUACAAGGAUACGUUUGCCGUGUUGUCAGUUCAGCAACAAACGAUUCACAUAUUUCAGGUGACACCUGAUGGCACUUUUAUCGACGUUCGAUCAAUAGGUCGGUUCUGUUACGAAGAUGAUGAACUUGUCUUAGCAGCAGGGAGACUGCAGAGUCGAAAUCUCAGACCUUUCUCGGACACUACAAUCAAUUCUCUGAAGCAUCGUUUGCUCGUUUUUCUCUACAGAAAAGCCACAGAUGAGGGCUGUCUAACUGCUCUCAGAAAGUUCUAUCGCUAUUUCGAUCAGUUCAAGUUGCUACGAAUGUGGAAGAUGCAACUGCUAGAUGAGAAUCAUCUAUUUAUAAAAUAUGCAAGCGAGGAUGUUGUGACGCUUAGAAUAUCGGAUCCGAAUUCUCAGCCGAGUUUCUUUGUUGUGUACAAUAUGUUGACAACAGAAGUACUUGCUGUGUAUGAGAACACUUCAGAGGAAUUGCUCAAUUUGUUCGAAAAUUUCUGUGAUCUUUUUCGAAACGCCACUCUACAUUGUGAAGCUCAGUUCACUUGUUCAGCAUCGAGUAACAUUUAUGCCAGACAGAUCCAACAACGGUUUAAACAGACGAUAAUAAAUGCCAAAUAUGGAGGUCAGACGGAAGCCGUGAAGAGACUGCUUGCCCAGUUGCCUAUAAGUGGCCAGUCGUACAGCAGUAGCCCCUACUUGGACCUGUCCCUCUUCAGCUAUGACGACAAGUGGGUGUCGGUCAUGGAGCGUCCAAAAGCAUGUGGUGAUCAUCCAAUCAGGUUCUACGCCCGUGAUGCUGGGUUGCUGAAAUUCAAGAUCCAUGCCGGUGUUCUUGGAAAGAAUCCCCCUCCCACUGCCAGGAGAUUAGUUGCAUUUACCUUCCAUCCAAGUGAACCAUUUGCUGUGAGCGUUCAAAGGACUAAUGCUGAAUACGUUGUCAACUUUCACAUCAGGCGUUGUCCAUCAGAACCGAUGACAUAGACAUUAGGACUUCCUUCUGAUUCAUUGACUAUAAUGACUGUUACAAAGUUGCCUUCACCUUGAGGACGUUCCAAUAGGCCUGUUUGAGUAAGACAGCCAGAACCACUUUUUGUACAGCAUUACAGGCAGAGGCUAACUAAAAAAACGUCAAGUAUCAAAGCCCUUCAAACAUGUGAUGAUUGGAGCCCUAUUACUUUCCGCAAUGAAGCCCAAGUCAAGUACAAAACAUUCCAUUCGACUGUGUAAAACAUAAUGCAACUAUGAGUUUUGCAACAACAGAGAGGGACACUCUCCACACAUGGUCUGAGCCUUCCUGGACCCUGUCUACUUGUAGAUGUUUUACAGUACUUAUUCUCUGUUAAUUGAAUUGUAACACGAGAAAGUGGUACCAUACACAUUUUCAUGCUUCACCAUGACAGUUUUCCCAGACAUAGUGCAAAAUGCUUGUCAAAAUGUCGAAGCCAGAUGUUUUGUUGAAUGAUUAUUUAGUUGGGAUCUUAGGCUGUAACGUUUUUUAAAUCGUACUCAUCAACUGUUUGGUAAAGAACGCUUUUAUCAUGCCUGGUGUUAAUGAAGAAAUUGAUUUCAAAUGACAAUGAUUGAUCUUUUACAGUUCGAUAAUAAAACGUUGAAGAUUGUUAUUUCGA
This is a messenger RNA of Lineus longissimus, 2759 nucleotides long. RefSeq names its product DET1 homolog. Lineage: Eukaryota; Metazoa; Nemertea; Pilidiophora; Heteronemertea; Lineidae. Gene Ontology annotation, biological process: protein ubiquitination; positive regulation of proteasomal ubiquitin-dependent protein catabolic process. The transcript is spliced from 3 exons. Gene Ontology annotation, cellular component: nucleus; cullin-RING ubiquitin ligase complex. Bases 445 to 2112 code for a protein of 555 amino acids. Gene Ontology annotation, molecular function: ubiquitin protein ligase binding; ubiquitin-like ligase-substrate adaptor activity. The record is from RefSeq and is a predicted model, not a curated record.